UCGGUUGUUCAAUUGCAGCAGAUAACGAUGGAAAAUCUCGGGCUUGUCGUAUUAGCUGUACUGCUUAUGUUGGGCCCUGUCAGAUGCGAAGAGCACACUCGUUUCCUUGUUGACAUCGUUGAGCCAAGAGGUGUUGCUGAUGUGAAGACCACCAUGGCCACUGUAAAGAGCAUCUUGGACAAAACAGAGGGUGUUGAAUUCAUGUUCAAGGAGGUUGGUGAACCAAGAGUAUUAGUGAUUCUGAAUAUUGCCGCUCUGUGCGAUCUACGUCCUCUCGAGGAGCAGUUGUUCGCAGCUAAUCUGGACAUCACUGUGAAGUCUCUUUUCCCGGGUGAAAAACUUGCCGAGGAUCUGGGGGUAAACAAAACCCUCAUUGCAAGUGCCCCACCUCCAACCAAUCUGACUGGAGACUUCAUUUACCUUCGGGAUGCCACAUUCAGAAUGGAAGGUCUAAGCAGUGAAGAAUACAAAGAGGAAAUCCGAGACAAUUUGGAAAACACCCUUAAGUACAGACUGGACAAUCACCAGGAUCUCAUGUACAGAGUUCUAGGAGUGUUUCCUAUUCAGAUGAUGUACUUUGAGGUCCAGAAACCAGAGGAUGCUGAGCUUGUUCUUUGGCGCUUUAACCGCCAGAAACUCAUUUACACAACAAAGGCGACCAUGGUGCAGAACCUCGACGUCUAUCUGAAUGGCUGUCAGUAGAAAUCUGUACCUUUUGCAUUAAAGACGUCAGUUUCAGACAGUUAAUUUA
Haliotis rufescens (red abalone) is the source of this 751-nucleotide messenger RNA. RefSeq lists its product as uncharacterized. The record is from RefSeq and is a predicted model, not a curated record. The transcript is spliced from 5 exons. Bases 28 to 702 code for a protein of 224 amino acids. Lineage: Eukaryota; Metazoa; Mollusca; Gastropoda; Lepetellida; Haliotidae.